AUGACCGGAGAGGAGGCUGAAUGGAAUGGAGAAGACCAUGUGACGAUGCCCUGUAACCGAAGACACCCAGGUAUGUGUGAGUUUCUACGUCUCCUUCCCUGUCAUGUUAUUCGGAGUGCACGAGGAGUCAAGUGUUACACAUACUUUGUAAACACUGAGUGUAACCAUGUCCCACGCCGUCACGGCCAGUCUUCUCAUCUUUUCUUUGGCCACUUAGGUUUUAUAACUUUAAAGGGGAACUUGCAUAGUAGCUGCCUGUUUGUGUGUACAGGCUGCCUGUGUAAUGUAGUGUCUUGGGUAAUGGCGGACCGUGGGGAGUGGAAACAUCAAUGGAGUGUUUUGACUAAGUGACCUCUGAUUGAGCCCCUGUAGUCAGGUGUAAUUGACCCCUGGAGUAUGACUUCUUCUAUUCCAAGCCUCAGGCAGCACCACAUUUACAUAAUACAACCUACAGACCUAGCCUCUCUGGAACCAAGGAACGAGCCAUGGGGGAGCAUGUGAAAGUACAUUGGCCGCCACCAUUGAAGCGUUCCAAUAUGAGUGAGACCAAAUGAAGCUAUAGCUUAGUUUUCAAUGGACUAUGGCCUGUUUAUAAGGUGGACAUUUAGCCAUGUAGGCCUAGCCUAUACAAUGUUUGUUUUGGCUCAAGCGGCCCAGGAAUUAAGGAAGUAAAGGACAGAGGAAGAGCUGUGUUCUCAGAACCGUCACGUUUGUUGUGUACACGAAUUACCGCUUUCAUUCUUCUAUCCAAGGCCAGGUCGUGUUAAGUGAAAUUCCAGGACUGGCUUCUCUUAGUUCGGAGACGAGGGACAAUGGGGAGCAGGAAGAGGAGACGGAGCUGUUGACUUUCUGGGGACUCAUUGUAGAGCAGACCUUGGAAAAACUGUACAAUUGCCUGCCUUGUUUGUACAGUAAUAGUACAGCGACUUAGACACACUAAAAUAGCUUCCAGAGUCUGAUUUGUCACUUGGCUCUCGUGAUACUGUUGUGAUCAGUGGCGAAGAUCGGUACUCGCUCUUGAGAUCUGUGCUCCGAUUUUAACGUCUCCCAUUUACAUGAAUAUGUGAUAUAUGCAAAAGUCCAAGUUGCACACUUAUCUCAAGUCUGAAAUAGGCACAAACUGUCUAAGUCGAAUUAAGAAAAAUACAUUCUUGGUAAUAACAAUCCCUUAACUAGCUAGCCUUUUAUAUGACAUUGGGUGCGUCUCAAUUGUAUUUCCUUGACUAAUGUCCUCUUUCCUCCUUGCCGUCUCCUCAAAACCCAUUGGAGGAGAAGGUCCUAGAGGAGGAAUCUGACCCUCUCCUCAAUGCAUUUUGAAAAGGGAGAGAGGACACGAGGAAACAAGGAACACAAUUGAGAUUCAUCCACUGUAGCCGAGUGGAGCCCAAAUCCAUCCAAAUGGUCUCACCCCCAGUGGAGUGGAACAAAGCUCAGUUGGGUUGUAAACACUGUGCCCUCAUGUAGCCUAUUUACACUGCUUCAUAGAUCUCUCACUUUCCUAUUUAAAAACGCUAUGCCAGUCUAGAAGUUUUGUGCACUUGUCCCUUACUGACACUGAGAGUGCCUGGUUUUCCUCUCAUGGGGCCCCUUGCGUAACAUCACUGUCUCCUGGUCAGUGUGAGAAAUGAGAUCAGUCUCCCACUCCAUGAACCAUAUGAUAUGGUUCACCUUCUUACAUCUGAUGGAAAUGGCAAAGGUACAGCUCAUUUUGCAGUCUGUUCCCAAAUCCAAUUUACUCAGUUAUUUAGCAGUGUUAUUUGAGACAAGUUGUCUGGUUGUACUCAGUAAGGCGAAGCAGUGUGCACAAGCACAGUUCCAAGGAGUCAGUUGUUGGUAAACACAUAGCUGUCACAGAACAUGUGGUUGCAAUAGGUAUGUACAGGUCUGCCAAAAUAAUGGAACCGCUUGAGUUAAUGAGGGAUACAAAGUAUAUUGUAAGCAGGUGCUUCCACACAGAUGUGGUUCCUGAGUUGAUUAAGCAAUUAACAUCCCAUCAUGCUUAGGGUCAUGUAUAAAAAUUAUAUUGGCUACCAUGGCUAUGUCCCCAUAGGAUGACAAUGCCCCCAUCCACAGGGCAUGAGUGGUCACUGAAUGGUUUGAGAACAUGAAAACCAUGUAAACCAUAUGUCAUUGCAGUCUUGUCACCAGAUCUCAACCCAUUUGAACACUUAUGGGAGAUUCUGGAGCUGCGACUUAGAUUUUUCCACCACCAUCAACAAAACACCAAAUGAUGGCGUUUCUCGGGGAAGAAUGGUGUCUCAUCCCUCCAAUAGAGUUCCAGACACUUGUAGAAUCUAUGCCAAGGUGUAUUGAAGCUGUUCUGGCUCAUGGUGGCCCAACGCCCUAUUAAGACACUCUGUGUUGGUGUUUCCUUUAUUUAGGCAAUUACAUGUAUGUUCCUUCUGUACUUUUACUCUUUACCUCAACACCUCCGUGUACUUGUCAGUCAUCACAUUAUAUGGCUGUCUUGCUCUUCCACGACCUUGUCGCUGCAGGGGUGCCUAAUAUGUUGUGCCUCCUUGUCGCUCUCCCCUCGUCUUUCCAUUUGGCCCCUCUAAGUACGUCAGCAACUCCUCCCUCUCACGACUUGAGUUUGUAGUGCCUGCCUGUCUACUGUUCAGAAGUUGAAAGCUUUUACUGUAAGAGGACGGACACGAGUGCUCUUCAUAGACAAAUAAUGAUUAUAGGUCGUGAAGGAUCCUACGGCAAGAAUGUGUUACAGAAUAUGGGAACAGUGUUGCAAUUAGAGGAUACUGUACUUGAUACACAGUAAAACGUUUUUUUCAUAAUUGUAUGAUAGGCUACGCGUUUUUAUUUUACGAACAGGAUACUUUAUUUUCUAGCUGCCUAUUUUAUAAUGCCGCGAAGGAGAUAGGUCGACAACAUACUGUCGAAUAUCUAUUGAGUUCGUUGGACUAAUAAGUGUUGACCAUGGUCGGAGUGGAGUGAGCCUUUUCGAGGAUAUUUGGCGCCGCCGGUCUCAUCAAGUAUCGGUCUACUGUUCGGUGGUCCAGUCAUGACGCUCGGUAGUGUGUCUGCCACCCGGAGCUCGGCGGAGGGCUGCUUCUGCUCCUGCUGCGGAGCGAAGAUGAUGCCCUACUUCUCCGACAACGGAGUUGUGUCUCAGAACCAGAUCAACCAACUGUGAGUUGUAAAUUUUUGCGACGAAAAUUUUUGUGGUUAAAAUUAAGAUAAUUCCCCACUAGAUUAUUUUCCCCAUGUAGUGGACAUGGGAUAUCGAAGGAUGUAUGGAUACAUUUCAGAUUUAUUUACUUUAGCUCAGUUGUCACUAGUCUCAGAUGUUGCAACAUUGUUGUGAAGGAAUCUGACACAUUUCUAAUAACGGUGUGACAGUCCAUCCUGACUGCAUGUAUUUCCCGAGAGUGACGUAACAGGAUGCAAGUAAUCUUGACAGGUCUUCCUCUCUUGGUUGAGAAAUUAUAGCACAAUGGGUUAUCCUUGAUAAUUGCGUGGCGCGAGAUCUGAAUCAUCUACCUGGCUGUCUACAAACUGGUCUGACAAAUCCUGUGAGUCAGUCAGUCAGAUAUCCAUAUAAAGCAACAGUGUCUGCUCUAUAAAGCCAGAGAAUCAGCCUGCCAGUCUCACUUGACCCCCCCCCCCCCUCCCCCUUUUGAUUUUGUGCUUCUUUAAUAACACAUAGAGAUAUAUUAAAUCAAAUUGAUUUAUAGCUUAUUAUCAAUUAUAUUUUGGCUGAUGUGUUUUCUGGUUGUUAUAUUACGUGUCCUGAGAAAAUAUUCUAUAGCGUAUCUAUCCAUCCAUCCAUCCAUCCAUGUUUUUGAGUUGAAGCUCUUUGUUCUGAAGCUUGCAGCCAUUCUAACUAGGCUAAUUGGCUGAGAUGUUCUUACUUGGGCCUCUGUUUUAUACAGUGUGAGACCAGUCCCAGAGACUGAUUUGAUAGCUGGCUUGUAGUACAGGUGUGAACAUAAUACAGGAAUGAUUAGAACUCACCCGUUAAAGGGAGUGCUUUGAAUACUGAGAAAUAACCUACCUGAUGAAGGGUAGUUAGUGGGUUGUAUUUGUAUGUGUUUUGAUUGUUGGGUAGGAAGGCACUCAAGUAAGGGCACUUGUAUUUACAGGUGUAAAUCCAUCAGAUGAAUAAAAGUUUAGUCAAGUUGUUAGUGUUAAUAUGUUGGGACUAUCCUAGACACCCUUGCUCCAUAGUUUUAGUCAAGGCUAGUAGUAGUAGUAGUAGUCCAUCAAUACGGACCUGAUCAGUGUUUUUGGAUGAACCAACGCUAUAUGCUUGACUCAAAAAGCCCAUAUCUGCGUUGCAAAUACCGUACCAUCAAAGCUGCAAUGAAAAUGUUAAAAAAAAAAAAAAAUCACAUAUCACAUUCCCCUGUGACAAUGAUUGGCUGUUCAGACCAUGUUGGUCAGACCCUACUGAUUUUGCGUUGAUUGACCAUUUUGCUCUGAGAGUCUGCUAAAUGAAGACAUGCAAAUGUGUUGUAUGCUGUCCAUAUACUCACUUUGCACUGGUUUCUAUGGCAUACAUGGGUAGUAUUACUACUUAUUUGCUUAUGGGGGAGAUUAGAUAUCAUUGGGUACUUCAGGAGUGGAUGCCUUGUAUUUCCUCACUCACUAGUUCACUGUAUGGGUGUGUGACAAGGGCAGUUAUCCUUAUUUUAUGGCCUAGACUAGUUUGUCAUUUGAAUAGCCUAGACUUUGUUUGUCUUCAUCUGAAACACACAUACUCGCUCUCUCGCUGACGCGCACAGGCACUUGUAUGCCAUAAACGGCACCAGAUGUAAGAAAGCAAACUUCCUUGUUUUGGAGGAAAACUUUGGCCAGGUUUUAGUAUGUUUUCUCUUAGCCUUUUCAUGGUGGGCAAACAACCACCUAUUGGCUAUAUGAUGGCCUCCUUUCCUCGACAUCUCUGUCAAACCAACCGAUCCAGAAAAUCUUUGGGUUUUGACAGUAUUUUGAUUUACAAACCGAUUUGUUAAUAGUGUGUAACCAUGCUAGAAAUAGACAGAGGAAUGCCUGUGUGUCAGAAAUACUUUUAAUGUUUAACCAUGGGCUGGGCUAAUUGCAGGUUUACAGUGUUUGGCUACCUGCUGGAAACCUGAAAUCCUAAAGAGGUAUUGUCCCACUAAUAAUUUAGAAUGCUACCCCCCUUCGCUGUAUACCAAACACAUAUGCUGCUUUACUGUUAUUCUGGGGAAAAUAAAUAUGAAUGUGACUCACUUUAAGGGUGUAUGUAAAGAUUGGCAGCCAUACAAGGAAGCCAGAUUUAAGUUGUGUGUGUGUGUGAUGUGAUUGUUUGUCAUUAGUAGUAUCCAUGAACAUCGGUAAACACUAAACAGAACAGGAGACAUUGAUGUUACAGGUCUGGUUCAUCAGCAGUUUAGUGAGAUGUUACCAUGACGGUGCUACUAGUGGUGCACUAUCUAGAGAAUGGGGAUGUGACAAAUGUACAAUUGUUCUUAAUGUUUAAACUGCAAAAACAUUUAUAUUGUUUAAACAAUAAGAAAAAAUCCCCAAAAUUACGUGAAUUCACAAUUCAGAUGUGAUCCUGCGUAUGACCGCUAGGGGGCAAUGCAGUUCAUUCUACCGCAGUCCUGGCAACUUACCAGACGGCGCGCACCUUACUGCUGUCCCCCACCCCUCAGAAACGAUGGUAGUUAAUGCCGUUUUAGGUUCUCUGCUGUGUCCCUCUCCUCCAUUUUCUCAGUUGUUAGCCCAUGGGACUUCAUGUCCCAUUUCUCAUCAAUGUGAUGGCUCGUUGUGAUGUAUGACAGCAAUCCUACAAUCUGUCGUCAACGCCACGUAUGGUGUUUGAAUGUUUGCGCUUUAUACUUGCAGAACAAUCAUUGUACAAUUUCUCCAUCCAGGCCGUCACGGUUUUUCGACAUGGCAUCGGUCUUUGUUCUAGAUAUUUACAUUUACAUUUUAGUCCUCUGUAGCUCAGCUGGUAGAGCACGGCGCUUGUAACGCCAAGGUAGUGGGUUCGAUCCCCGGGACCACCCAUACACAAAAAUGUAUGCACGCACGACUGUAAGUCGCUUUGGAUAAAAGCGUCUGCUAAAUGGCAUAUUAUUAUUAUUAUUAUUAGUCAUUUAGCAGACGCUCUUAUCCAGAGCGACUUACAGUUAGUGAAUACAUAUUUUUUUUAUACUGGCCCCCCGUGGGAAUCGAACCCACAACCCUGGCGUUGCAAACGCCAUGCUCUAUCAACUGAGCUACAUCCCUGCCGGCCAUUCCCUCCCCUACCCUGGACGACGCUGGGCCAAUUGUGCGCCGCCCAUGAGUCUCCCGGUCGCGGCCGGCACCGACAGAGCCUGGAUACGAACCAGGAUCUCUAGUGGCACAGUUAGCACUGCGAUGCACUGCCUUAGACCACUGCUAUCAGGGCAGUGAAGACGACAUCCUCUACCAUUGACAAUGGCUGCAUAUCAACUGCAAUCAUUUCUGUAAUCAGCACCGUGAUUUUCUCACUACUGCCAGAAACGGGUUUCAUGGUGACUCCCUUUCAGAUGGUUGUACUGCCCCUGUAGCUCAAUUUCACCUUGCAAAGUUAGCAUUUAUUUCACCACCUUUUCAUUUAACUUUAUCAAAGUAUUGCCAUACAGAACUUCGCUGCUGUCACUUCCCUGUCUCACUCGGACAUUUUUCCAACUGUUUACGACGAAGAAGUGCGAAGCGCUUUAUAACCAAGCAAAUCAUUUGAAAGAUUCAUAUCUCCUCCUAGUAAUGUUACAUCAUUGUUGCAUAAGGUAUUUGUAGAAUUUUUCCUUUAUGAUGAUGAUCAAGACCUGUUGGUGUUAGUUUUGUGAUAAAUGCACUGUUUUUCGUUUAGGGAUUUUUUGUAACUGGCAACGAUCCCAAUGUUUAAACGUUCACACCCCGAGUAGGGAAUAGGGUGCCAUUUGGGACACCCCUAGUAGGGAAUAGGGUGCCAUUUGGGACACCCCUAGUAGGGAAUAGGGUGCCAUUUGGGACGCAGUUUUGAUUUGAACACAGGCUGCUUUCUAACAUCUCAGCGUUGAUGGAACCCCACCUUAAUUCCAGUGGAUUGGAGUUAGAUGUAGGUGGUGCUACUCCUCUCAGAAUAGUCCUGAGGCCUUUAACUGAAUGCCUCUGUCCCUGUGAUGCAGCCCUAUGAGGAAGCUAGGUCUGCUUACCGGAAUUAGUCCUGAGCCUGACUGAACUUACUAGGAAACUCGGACUCGAGACUCCAACUCCAAUCCAGCUCUAGAAACACACUCACAGGUUGUCAGUUUAUCUUUAGCCUUGCUCUGUAACUUUCUCUGUCACUCUCUCUGUCUAGCUCUCUGUCGCUCUCGCAGGGUCUCUCUCUCUGUCGCUCUCUCUCUCUCAGGGUCUCGCUCGCUCUCUCUCUCUCUCUCUCUCUCUCUCUCUCUCUCUCUCUCUCUCUCUCUCAUAAUUAUCUCCCCUCGUCCGUUAGGUUACUCUUGCUUUGUAUUUAAACAUAGCUCGCUAAUUCACAUCUCUGUGUGAGUGCAUGCAUGCACAUGUCUCUCAUUGCCUAAUCUGUACCUUAGGAAGUGCUAGAAUGCAGCACUGCUGUCCACCGCCUCCCACCUCUCUCUCUCCCACCACCACAGCCCUUAUCUUUCUGGCUUGACCUCAUAGAGCCUUCAGCAGCGCCGGCCAGGCCUCUGCAGCCUGGGCCUAUAUUUAUCCCUCCUUUAGUUAGAGUGGGACUAAUAUGGGCAGGGACAGGGGGGGGAGAUGUCAGUCCCACACACAUCUUUUUGGGAGUGGGAGGAGAGUGGGGCGCUAGGCUAUCAGAGAACGGCCCCUUACAUAGUGAUGAUUGUGUCUGUACCCUAACAAGUACUGCCCUGUGCUGCAUGCCAAAAGAUGACCCUCCCUCCCUCCCUUCCCUACUUGUCUGUCUGUCUGUCUGUCUGUCUGCGGGAAGAGGAGAGUAUUCCCUUACAUGUCUGUACAGUAAAAUGUCAGCCAGGGCAAAAUUCCGGAGUGUCGCCUCGGCCUCAAUGCCCUCUGCUGCUGUCCUGCUGCCCAUAGACAUGAAUCAGGGCCAAAGUGGCUCUAGUCUAGAGUGGCUCACUUUCUACCAUCAUACAGCCACACUUGUUAUUUCCGCUGUUAGGGUCUGCACCCAUAGGGCUCUGGUCAAAAGUAGUGCACUAUGUAGGGAAUAGGGUGUCAUUUGGGACUCAGCCAUAGUGGUGAUUCAGAACACUGUAGCAUAGUCAGAAUAGUUCUGAAAUAUUUACGACGGACCGUGUAUGAGUUUCAAACUAUAUUGGGGAAAUGAUCAGCAGUAGCCUUAUCAGUUGUUGAGGUGUGGAUAAUAUUUCACAUUGGAACCAGUUACACUGAGUGUUCUAGCUAGCUAGUGGACAACAAUGCCUCUUUUGUCUACUGAUCUGACUGUUGGGUUUAUCUUACACAGUAAAGAUACACCUGAAGGGGAUUUCAUGUGCUUCAUUUGAAUGUGAGGUACAGUGGCUGAUCAAGGCAGUCUAGUCUAUAGUUAUUUAUAGUCAUUUAGAAAAUGACAAUAUAUUUUUAGCAACGGUAAAGAGCCACUUGACAGUGAUGUACAGUACCAGUCAAAAGUUUGGACACACCUACUCAUUCCAGGUUUUUUCUUUUAUUUAUACUAUUUUCUACAUUGUAGAAUAAUAGUGAAGACAUCACAAUUACGAAAUAACACAUAUGGAAUCAUGUAGUAACCAAAAAAGUGUUAAACAAAUCAAAAUAUGUUAUAUUCGAGAUUCUUCAAAAUAGCCACCCUUUGCCUUGAUGACAGCUUUGCACACUCUUGGCAUUCUCUCAACCAGCUUCACAUGGAAUGCUUUUCCAACAGUCUUGAAGGAGUUCCCACAUAUGCUGAGCACUUGUUGGCUGCUUUUCUUUCACUCUGUGGUCCGACUCAUCCCAAACCAUCUGAAUUUGGUUGAGGUCGGGGGAUUGUGGAUGCCAGGUCAUCUGAUCCAGCACUCCAUCACUCUCCUUCUUGGUCAAGUAGCCCUUACACAGCCUGGAGGUGUGUUUGGUCAUUGUCCUGUUGAAAAACAAAUGAUAGUCCUGCUAAGCCCAAACCAGAUGGGAUGGCAUAUCGCUGCAGAAUGCUGUGGUAGCCAUGCUGGUUAAGUGUGCCUUGAAUUCUAAAUGAAUCACAGACAGUGUCACCAGCAAAGCACCCCCACACCAUAACACCUCCUCCUCCAUGCUUUAUGGUGGGAAAUACACAUGCGGAGAACAUCCGUUCACCCACACCGCGUCUCACAAAGACACGGCGGUUGGAACCAAAAAUCUCAAAUUUGGACUCCAGACCAAAGGACACAAUUCCACCAGUCUAAUGUCCAUUGCUCGUGUUUCUUGGCCCAAGCAAGUCUCUUCUUAUUAUUGGUGUCCUUUAGUAGUGGUUUCUUUGCAGCAAUUUGACCAUGAAGGCAUGAUUCACACAGUCUCCUCUGAACAGUUGAUGUUGAGAUGUGUCUGUUAGUUGAACUCUGAAGCAUUUAUUUGGGCUGCAAUUUCUGAGGCUGGUAACUCUAAUGAACUUAUCCUCUGCAGCAGAGGUAACUUCCAUUCCUGUGGCGGUCCUCAUGAGAGCCAAUUUCAUCAUAGCGCUUGAUGGUUUUUGUGACUGCACUUAAAGAAACUUUCAAAGUUCUUGACAUUUUCCGUAUUGACUGACCUUCAUGUCCUAAAGUAAUGAUGGACUGUCGUUUCUGUUUGCUUAUUUUAGGUGUUCUUGACAUAAUAUGGACUUAGUCUUUUACCAUAUAGGGAUAUCUUCUGUAUACCCCCCUACCUUGUCACAACACAACUAAAUGGCUCAAACACAUUAGGAAGGAAAGAAAUUCCACAAAUUAACUGUUAAGAAGGCACACCUUAUAAUUGAAAUGCAUUUCAGGUGACUACCUCCAUGAAGCUGGUUGAGAGAAUGCCAAGAGUGUGCAAAGCUGUCAUCAAGGCAAAGGGUGGCUAUUUGAAGAAUCUCAAAUAUAUUUUGGUUACUACAUGAUUCUAUAUGUGUUAUUUCAUAGUUUUGAUGUCUUCACUGUUAUUCUACAAAAUAAAAAAAUAGUACAAAUAAAGAGAAACCCUUGAAUGAGUAGAUGUGUAACUUUUGACUGGUACUGUAUGUCUGGCUACCUAGUUUUGGAUUCCUACGCUGGCGGGAGGUGCAAAGCAAAGCUCUCCGCUAAGGGGUCAGUGUUGUAUUACACUUGGCAUUGUGUGCUGCUGCUGCCUGCUGGAGCUUUGCACUGUCUGUCUGCUGCCUGUGGUUCUGUCUGUCUGUUUCUGAAAGCUACUCAUCAAUUUCAAGUGUCUCGUAGUGGAAAACGCAAGGUGAAUGCUUUACUCUCUCUCUCGCACACGCACUCACGAACAUACUGGACACACCAUGUGAGGUGCUGCGCUCCUCCUCCUCCUUCCUGCCCUGUGCGGGUGUGUGCUAAACCCCAUGGUUCACACAUUAUUAGAUACAGCUGUACAGUAUGCGUGAAACGGAGAGAGGUAUGAAGAAAGAGAGAGGUAUGAAGAAAGAGAGAGGUAUGAAGAAAGAGAGAGGUAUGAAGAAAGAGAGAGGUAUGACGAAAGAGAGAGGUAUGACGAAAGAGAGGUAUGACGAAAGAGAGCGGUAUGAAGAAAGAGAGCGGUAUGAAGAAAGAGAGCGGUAUGAAGAAAGAGCGAGGUAUGACGAAAGAGCGAGGUAUGACGAAAGAGCGAGGUAUGACGAAAGAGAGAGGAAGGGUGAAGUAGAAGGAGGAAACAGCUGGGUCAGGGGUGAGUGGGUCAGGAAGGGAAAUGAGCUCGCUCUUGGUUUGUUUUCGUUCUGCUUCUGGUCCAGAUGUGUCCCCUCACUCCUCAGAUUGCACAGCCUCUCUAGCACGUCACCCCCAUGCUUCUGCUAUUCGGCUCAUCGUUGCAAAUUUCCCCAUCCUGUGUCUGUCUGUGAGGAAGGACCGGAGGACACAGACAGUACUGACUCUGUGCCUCCCAAUCAUCCACGGUAGAUGUGAUUGUGUGGUGGAAAUGAGGCUGACUGUAGAUGUAGAGCAGUACUUGGGGCAGGGUUGUUACAGAAGGUUUAGCCUAGUAGCAGCUCUUCAUCAAGACACACUUCACAUGAGGGCCAAUGAGGCACAUGGUGUCUUUUGGUAGCCAAGGCCUAUAUCAGUCACCUGUCACUUUAAGUCUUCAGUAGGUCUCCUCGCCCUUUAAUGAUUUGAGUUAAGGUCAGUGUGCCACCGUGUGAGAUUCUGUAGAGUAUAUGUUCUGUGUUGUGGAGAUAUAGGCUACACACUCGUGUACGCGCACACACACACACACACACACACACACACUCUCCAUCAGCUAGUAUCCCCUGUAGAUCGUGUGACCUCGCCAAUUGUUCUAGUGUGAUGGUGUGCUGUGUACUAUAGUUAAUGUGAUUAUGUGGCACCACAGCGGGAGCUCUGCUCUGUCUGAGCCAGCUGUGCAAGGGAGGAGCGUGGGGGGGCUCUAACUGCCCCUCAGCUCUACCCCUAGCCUCCAGCCUCCAGCCUCCAGCCUCCAGCCUCCAGCCCCCAGCUGUUAGGGGGAUGCGUCCUGGCCAGAGGGGAACAUUGUGUUCUGUGUUGGAGUGCACGUGGCUGUUUAUUACAUGUAGCUACACAGACUGAGUAGUAGCUGCCGCCUGGACCACAUGCUGUUGUUGCUCUUCAAACUGACUUAUGAAGAUUAAAGCUCUGUGUGUGUGUGAAUCCCUAGCCCGGAACGUUCUGUUAGCGUCUGUCUCUGGCCCAUCUGUGACCCUGUGUUUUCUCUCUCCAAUUAGCAUCAGCGAGAGCUUCCUGACGGUGAAGGGCGCCGCCGUCUUCCUGCCUCGGGGAAAUGGCUCCUCCCCUUCCUCGGCGCCCAACAUCAGCCAGCGGCGGAAUAAACACACAGGUAUGCCCUCCCACUAAUGGAUGGACUGACUGACUGACUGACUGACUGACAAUAAACCAACCAACAAACAGACAACCAUAGGACAGGGGUGAGUUCAGUAGGAAAAUGUUAUGGAACGUUGCAGAUAGAAAUGCCACAAAUAGAGCCAACAUGAUACUUUACUUCACAUGUCAGAGAGGCCUGUCUGUUCAGCUCUUUAUAACAUAGAAAUGUUCCACAACAUUGUCGUGUUGAACGCACCCCAAUACUCAACACAGACUCAUGGGAAACUGACACUGCCCCAACAUGAGGCCAAACCAUAGUGCUGCUUAUCAUUGGAAUGCAGCAGGCAUUCUACAGUGUUGAGGGAACCAACACUUGCACCAGAGCAGAGCUGUCCAGUUCAAUUGACCCCAUAUCUGUUACAAUAUGACACAGGUGGUCCACUGACUGCAUGCUGCCAUAGAGUUGCUAUUUAGGCGUGUGUUUUUCCAUACCAGUGUCCUUGUGCUCAAGGGCAGAGAUAAUUGUUGUAAGUGUGUGUGCCUGUACUUGUGGGAAGGCUACUCUCUGCUCUGCUAGGUUUGCUAGGAGAUUUUCCCAACUCUGUUAGUAGGAUGUACCAGCCCUAGAUGCAUUUUAUUUUUCUUGUUUUUAGUGACAAAUGUCCUUUUGGCCCUUGUAGUAGUAAUUGUGGGAAAACGCUCUCAAGUGAAGGACACUUUCUGUUACUUCGGCUGCAUUUGAAUGUAAAUGUUUUUCCGAGCUGUAUUUGGAGUUUCUAGAAGUGUUUAAUCAGACAAACUGUCUUUUUGUAUGUCUGCAUAAGGUGGACUAACUUCACCCAGAGGAGGAAUGAGUAGGAGCAGAUGGCGUGCAAUGUGUACGAUACUGCUAGUGAACUGAACUCUUUGUCUCGCUCGCUCUUUCUCUUUCCUUCCUCAGGUGACCUCCAGCAGCACCUGCAGACCAUGUUCACUGUGCUGCGGCCAGAAGACAACAUCCGCCUGGUACGUCAUCUCACUCUCGCUUCACAUUCAUAUUCAUUCACAUGGCAGAUAAAUGAGUCUAGAACUAUUCUGAUGAAUACUUCCAAAAGCAGAGGGAUUGAUCAGGGGUUAUUCUUCUCCCUCUCUCGCUCUCGUCUUCCCUAAGGCUGUGCGCCUGGAGAGCGCGUACGCUCAGCCUCAGGGCACGCGCUACAUGGUGGUGGUGUCCACCAAUGGGAGACAGGACACAGAGGAGAGUGUGGUGCUGGGCAUGGACUUUGGCUCCUCAGACAGGUUAGUAGUUAGUACCACUGCAUGCGGUGUGUGUGUGUGUGUUAGAGAGACCCACCUCUUUGGAGGUGUGUGUAACAUCUUUAACAGCUGUGUAUUCUUCUCCUACAGCUCAUGCACAGUGGGGCUGGUUCUACCCCUGUGGAGCGACACACUGAUCCACUUGGAUGGAGAUGGGUAAGAAGAGCGAUACUACACCCGUUUCCUCCUUCCUGCAUUAACUGUAGUUCUUCUGCCCAGUGGGACUGUCACAUAACCUGUCUGUUUGUCUCUGUCUGUCUCUGUAGGGGCUUCAGUGUGUCCACGGUCAACAGGGUCCAUGUCUUCAAACCAGUCUCUGUCCAGGCCAUGUGGUGAGCACUCCUCCUUUCUCUCCUGUCAUCUCAUCCCCCUCUCGUUUACUCUGACUUGUCCCCUCUUUUAUCUGUUGUUUAUCCUGUUAUCACUCUCUCUCUCCCUCUUCCUCCCUUUCUCUCCUUCCCCCUCCUCUUCUUACCUCUCCACCUCCCCCUGUGCCCCCCAGGUCUGCCCUGCAGUCGCUCCACAAGGCGUGCGAAGUGGCCCGCUGUCACAACUACUACCCUGGCAGCCUGUUCCUGACCUGGGUCAGCUACUACCAGAGCCAGGUCUCCUCUGACCAGGUCUGCAUCAACGAGUGGAACGCCAUGCAGGACGUCCAGUCCCACCGCGCCAACUCGCCCGUCCUCUUCACCGACGUGUGAGUGUACCAGUCAGUCACACACACACUUCCAUAUUAAGCAACUGUAGUGAGGUCUUGUGAGGGUUAGGUCACCUGGACUCAUACCAACUUCUCUCCCAAAGAAAACAACAUUGCCCAAUUACCAGUGCAGUCUCAUCUGCUUCCCUUGUUGCCACAACACCCAGCUUCAGGCAGACUUCCCAGGACCCCUGCGAUCUUUGCCUUAGAGACCAGAGGUCAAACACACACAGAGCUCUCAGCAUUACCUCGUCAUGACCGAGAUAUCAACAAUCUGCUGUAGCAAGAGGAUGCAGCUCGGAGAUUUAUGUCUGUAUUAACCGGGGAAAUUCCCCACCCAGAAGCAAUCAGGUGUUCCUGCUCGUUUAGGGGGGCCUAUCUAUAACGCCAGAACUAGGCGUGCAUGCCAGCAGCGUCUAAAAUAGCCCGCUCUCCGUGACAGCUUUAGUUAUGCAUGGAAAAAGUUGCUAGACAGAUAGGUAGACGAGCGGACGGAUGGACAGAAGCAGGUGGCCGAGGGCAGUCGGAGCGAAGGAGAGGAUGGAAGGAUGACAGGGGGGGUAAUUGAGUAGAAAUAAUAGCACUCAAACACGUUGGAAGACAUUUUAAGUGGAGGAAUUGACUGAGUGACACCGAGGCUGGGGAAAGAGGUCAAACCCAAACCGUUUAAAGGUAUUUUACUGGAGAGAUGAGAGUAAGCCUCUCCCUCCGCAUUGACAUCAAACGUCCCAGCUAGCCUUAAGCCUAGCCAUGCAGUGGAAAUAUGUACACACACACACACACCCUGGUUAGGCUUGGGUACUUUGCACACACACUUAAAGGCAGACAAUGCGAGUGUUAGUCAAUCCUGUUGGGGUCACUGCCAAAGCUAAGAUACCUGUCGAUGACAGACAGACGUCAUAUUUGCCUUUGCUUUUUACACAUUCAUUUUAUUCAGUAUUGAGGGCUCGCUCUGACGUGGAGGAUUUGACCCACAUUUGUCCCUGCAAAUAUGUGCGAUAGAGGUUGAAUGUGUGUAGUUGCAUACAGUGUAGUGCUUAUGACUGUAGUGUGUUGGGGUCAAUUCCAUUUCAAUUCAGGUGUUCAACUGAAAUUCCAAUGGAUUCCAAUUCCGAGUGUACUUCCUGACCCCUAUCCUUGUGUUCAUUGGCACGUGCGUGUGCUAUUCAGAGAGCUCAGACUCUCCUGGCAUAGCCAGUAACCCAACCCCGGCAGUAGCUCGGUCUCUUCUUGGAAGGUGCAACAAGUUUCAAGUGCCCAAACCCUUUCCUCAAGAGGUCAAUCAAGUCUUUGUUUCUAUAAACAAGCUACCCCUGGCUCUUUCUGAUGUUCCAAUAAGGACGUGUCAUCAUAAUAAGCAUGACGGGUCAUCAGACUGGGACAACAACACAAAGACCCAACACACACCUGCUGCUGCUGCACAAUCAUGUUGACUGUUGUGGGAGCAUAGCCACUGACCUACAUUGCGGUGUAAAUUGUGAAGAGAGGUGAUUUGGUUGGAGAGGGAGCGAAAGAGAGAGGGGGAACAGAGGGAAAGAGAGGGGCAACUGUCAGGGAUGGAGGGAGGAAAGAGAGAGAGAGGGGGAACAGAGGGAAAGAGAGAGGGGCAACCGUCAGGGAUGGAGGGAGGAAAGAGAGAGGGGGAACAGAGGGAAAGAGAGAGGAGCAACCGACAGGGAUGGAGAGAGGAAAGAGAGAGAGGGGCAACCGACGGGGAUGGAGGGAGGGAAGAGAGAGGGGGAACAGAGGGAAAGAGAGAGGGGCAACCGACGGGGAUGGAGGGAGGGAAGAGAGAGGGGGAACAGAGGGAAAGAGAGAGGGGCAACCGACGGGGAUGGAGGGAGGGAAGAGAGGGGGAACAGAGGGAAAGAGAGAGGGGCAACCGUCAGGGAUGGAGGGAGGAAAGAGAGAGGGGGAACAGAGGGAAAGAGAGAGGGGCAACCGACAGGGAUGGGGGAUAGAGAGUGUGAUAGAGGGAACAGAGCGAGAGAGGGGGGAAGAACAGAAGGGGGUCUCAUGGGACCUAAUCAGGGCAUGUUGCCCUUAGCGCUGCGCAAGUGGCUAAAUGUGUCCUCUAAAUGCAGUUAGAGAGAGAGGGGAGGGCAGGGACUCGUCAUUAUAACAAGAACAUAAAAUCUGGACUUCAACUGAGUUCUGUGGAUUUGUAUGAUGUGGAGACAGUUUUUGCUCUUUUCAAACCAGAGGCGCUAAGUGGCUUUAGUGAGUUCCUGUAAGUCAUAUUUAGUGUGGUGUGUGUGAAGCUGUUCUGGGUGAGCGGUAAAUUGAGCCCCCAUAACCUUCUGAGGUAGACUGAUGUGUGUGUGUGUCCUGAGAGGUGUACUUAGGGUGUGUGUUUCUUGUGUGUCCACAGGCCCACAGAGAGGGAGCGCACGGAGAGGUUGAUCAAGACUCGCCUCAGAGAGAUUAUGAUGCAGAAAGACCUGGAGAAUGUCACCUCCAAAGAGGUGGGUGAAAGACGUUGGCACACACACACACUACUGGUUCUAACAGGUUAUAUACUGGUUAUAAUGGGUUCUCUACUGGUUCUAAUGGGUUCUCUACUGGUUCUAAUGGGUUCUCUACUGGUUCUAAUGGGUUCUUUACUGGUUCUAAUGGGUUUUUUACUGGUUCUUCAGAUUCGCACAGAGCUGGAGAUGCAGAUGGUGUGCAACCUUCGGGAGUUCAAGGAGUUUAUUGACAACGAGAUGAUAGUCAUCCUGGGCCAGAUGGACAGCCCCACGGAGAUCUUUGACCAUGUUUACCUGGUAAGAACGCGGUCAAGGACUGCAUGGCACCCUAUUCCCUAUAUAGUGCACUACUUUUAAGUCGUCUUGCUCUUUUUGUCCCUUUUUCUGCCUGUUUGUCUGUUGCUGAUAUCCUUAAUAUAAUCUGUCGAGUUUGACUGAAUUCUGUUUUGUGUCCAGGGCUCUGAGUGGAACGCUUCUAACUUGGAGGAGCUGCAGAACAGCGGGUAAGAGACCAUUCUGAGUUGCCUAUGAUCAUGUCAGACUGUUGGUUACUGUGAUAGUUACAGCACAGUUUCAGUAAUGAGUAGAAGUUACAACGAGUAACGUUCUCCGUUUCACUCCUUCAGUGUGAGGUACAUCCUCAACGUGACGCGGGAGAUUGACAACUUCUUCCCAGGCAUGUUUGAGUACCACAACAUCCGCGUGUACGAUGAGGAGGCCACCAACCUGCUGGAGUACUGGAACGACACCUACAAGUUCAUCACCAAGGCCAAGUAAGCACUCUGAUUUGAUGCACUUAAUUAGGUGUCCUUGAGUGUCUUGAAAGGCAUCUGUCGAAUAAAAUGUAGUAUUAUUAAGUAGGUUUUAAGAGGAUUCUCUUUCAUUUUAGAACUGUUUUUGUUAAGUUUAAUUUUUUUUGCAUAUUUGUUUUUAGCAUUGUUCUUUUUAGCAAGUUAUCUAUAACGGGGUAUUCAACUCUGACUCUACGAGGUCCGGAGCCUGCUGGUUUGAUGUUCUACCUGAUCAUUAUUUGCACCCACCUGUUGUCUCAGGUCUAAAUAAGUCCCUGAUUAGAGGACAACAAUGAAAACAAGCAGUGGAACUGGCUUUGAGGUUGAGUUGGGUUGGAAGGGUGUAUACCAUAAGACAUUAUAUCAAUACAAGAUACAAUACUGUAUAUCAUAAUCAGUUUGUCCUCUGCAUGCCUGUCUUUGUCCUCCUGUGUACUCCCUCUCCUCUAACCCAAUGCCCUGUGUCCCCCUAUAAGGAAAGCAGGGGCUAAGUGCCUGGUCCACUGUAAGAUGGGUGUGAGUCGCUCUGCCUCCACGGUGAUAGCCUACGCCAUGAAGGAGUACGGCUGGGACCUGGAGAAGGCCUUCGAUUACGUCAAGGAGCGCCGCGCCGUCACCAAGCCCAACCCUUCCUUCAUGAAGCAGCUGGAGGAGUACCAGGGUAUCCUGCUGGCCAGGUAGGCACAGGAGAGCACAGACGCGCACACACACAGCUCUCACAACCUGGGCCACACACACACACAGCUCUCACAACCUGGGCCACACACACACACAGCUCUCACACAGACACCUGGCUCUGCAUUGACUAUUUUCAGUGUACAUGAUGGAAUGAAGACAAAUGUACGAUUUGUGUUUGUUUCUUCUCAUCUUUCAUCCGUCUUUCUCUGCAGUAAACAGAGGCACAACAAGUUGUGGCGCUCCCACUCGGACAGCGACCUCUCAGAGCGCCACGAAUCUCCGCUGUGUAAACGGGCCCUCACAGCCACUCCCUGGGCCGCUCGGACCCCCACAACAACACAAUGGCCCCACGCCCUACCUGCAACACUUCCUGCUCCAGGCGCUUGGAGCCGCCAAUGACCCUGACAACAAGACCGAGGGCGCCCACAUCUCAGACACACACUCGGAGCCCGUCCGACUCACCCGCUCACACUCCCACCCUCCUGGCCCAUCAGCCUCCGACGGUCUGUGUGACUCCCGGGAGAACCUAUAUUCUCGAGGGCGAAGACCCCACCAGGACCCCUUCCUCCCGCCGCUGCCUAGGCCGCGGGCGGCCACGGUGGUGCCCGAGGAGAGAAUGGACAACUCGGCGCUGGUGGCCGUGACGGUGCCAGUCACUGCCGUCCCUCAUCCUCCCCCCUCACUGCAUAUCCUCCCUCCUUCUCCCUUCCCCCAGCCACUGGCCAAAUCCCUCCAUCUAGGUUUGAGCACACAGCUGUCCAGUCCUGUACCUAAACAGAAAGCCCAGUGUGUAGCGCUGGCCCUCGAUCUGCCUGACCUCAGCAGCUCUGAAGUCGUAUCUCAAGCCACCCUGGAGUCCAGCGAUGACUCGGACACCCUGUCAGACCCGCUGAGCGAGAGGGGGGACAGUGUCAGUAUGGCGUCCCCAGGGAUCCCCGUGGCCGUGAGCCCUCUCACCCCAAUAACGCCUCUGUCUUUAGGACCCUACGCCAACGAUGACAACAACAACCCCAGCGGCGGCGGUGACACAGACACUAUCCUCGCUAACCCCGUCGACGCCACAUGCGUUACCGCGUCCUCCAACCUCAGCACGGACAGCAUCGACUUCUUCAGCGCCCGCGAGAAAUUUCUGGGCCUGUCCCAAGACGGAAAGGCCCAGACUCUUUCCGAGCAGAUGGCUCAGCGGACGCCUCAGUCGCGGUGCCCCAGCCAGGAGCUGCAGCCGCUGUCCCCCGAGAACCCUGCUGGAGCACUGCCAACACUGCCAAGCCCCGAGGAAGAGGAGCAGGGAAAGGUGAGGCGGCCAUUUUAUUUUAUUUACACUGAAAUGACUUUGAAUGAUGAAUGCCAGCCUCCUGUAGUGUCAUUUAUCUAUGGACUUCAGAGCGCCACAGCCCUGCUGAGAGUUACUGAGUGAUUUAACAAGAUUACAGUACUCAACGGAGACAGUCGAUCGAAUGGAUUGUGAUCUAAUUCACUAAUCCAUUAGAUAGGGAGGGAGCAACACAAUGAUGUGUCUUUGGGGAUGGUUUGUACAAUACUGCCACCUAUUGGAAGAACCUUUACAUAUGAUCAGUUUCCAUUGCUAAUAUGUUAAGCUUGUUUAUCAGAGGCCCUAUGUAUCAAGCGUCUCAGACUAGGAGUGCUGAUUUUAGGAUCAGUUCUGUCUUUUAGAUCACAAUUAAUAAGAUUAUCUUGACAGGGGGACUUGAUCCUAGAUCAGCACUCUGAGGCGCUUGAUACGGCCCCAGACCUUUUAGACAGCUGUUGUCUACAGACUUUGUAAUGGUGGCGUCAUUCUCUUUCUUUCUGUAAAAUGUAUUUUGGUAGCUUUUAGUGACGCUCCAGCAUUAAUACCAAGUUAACUGUGCUUAGAUAUCAUUCAAAGCAGACAUUCAAACUAUUCUCUCUGUUCCGUCUCUAUCUCAGAGUUCCCCCCAUACGGAGGACGGUAGCGACCGAUCCAGUCACGACAACGGCGUGUCAGUCCGCCAUAUCGUCACGGAGAUAGAGUCCAUAUGCCACCCCCCGGCAGCGGCGCCACUCUCCUCCACCCAGCCGGCCCCCCGCAGCCCUCAGCAGCUGCGCCCAGACGACCGGGACGAGGAGACCCCACUGACCUCGCCCUCCUCCUAUCCACAGUCCCCCUCCACGCCUCCCUCGGAUUGGCCGGCCGGCUCGGUGCGCAGGGCCACCAAACAGCUGGAGCAAAGGCUGAGGCAGGAGCUGGACUUACCGCUCAGCAACACGUCUACCCAGCGCUCCCCUCUCCACUCCCCCAGUGCAGAGUUCCACCCCACGUGCUCCCCUCUCCAUACGACAAGCACUGACUGCCCACCCCUCCUCACUCCUACCACAGACUGCCCCGAGCAGCAUAGGCCUACCCCUGCUCCUGAGCAAGGAAGAACUCUGAACGAGACUUUCACUGUGUCUGCAGAGCCCAAAGGAGAGACAGAGUUAACCAGAGAGACAGAGCAGGGAGGGUUUGUCGUCUCAGACAUGGACAUUGCCCCAGCCCCAGCCCCUUCCUUCUCUCACUACCCAGACGCCCGCCACACCCCUGAGCCCAUCCCAAUCAUCGUGUGCCCUUCUGUGGAGCCAUCUAUGGCCCUGCCUCAGGCCUCCCACUCCCCCGUACUGCUGUGGCUGGAGGGGGUGACGGCCCAGGACUCAGACACGGAUGGCCCCUCCCCUCCCCCGCCCCACCACGGAAGGCUGGCCCUGGCACGCAGCAGUGAGGAGCUGGAGAAGAUCCAGGAGACCCUGAGGGAGCUGCAGGCCUUCCUGUACGAGGCGGGGGGCCUGGGACUGGGGACUGGAGUGAGACCUGGUCAGGGGCAGCAUCACAGGGAGACGCCCGUAUGGCAGAGGGCCAUGGAGAUCGAGUCGCGGAUCCGCCAGGCGGGCCUCACGCCCCCUUCCCUGAUGAAGCGCUCAGCCUCGCUGGCCAAGCUGGACUGCCUGGAGCUGUCAGCCAAUGACCUGAGUGACUGGGACCUACGGCCCACCUCCGCCAGCCCUCACGGACCCCCAUUGAUGCCCACCCCUCACUCCCGCUACCACCAUCAUCCCAGCUUAGACGAUGUCUCCAAGAAGCAGCGGGUGUUGUCCCGGAGCCCCCCCAUCACCCCCAGGGCCCCCUUAGGGGGGGUGUACCCACUGGACCCAGACAGGACUGAUAGGGGCUCCCAGAAUGCAGGGAGUGAUCCCCCCUCUCCCUCCUCACCUCCAUCUCUUGUUCUUCAAGGGGAGGAGGAGCUAGAGACAGACCUCUCCCCCCGGCUCACCCGCAACCAGUCCCCGAAGAGCGCUCCCGACGUCACUAUGACAACCACGCAGCAGCAGCCCUGCGGGAAGAGUCACCCGCUGCGGCGGCUCCGCAAGGCUGCAGACAAGAAACGGCCUUCCACUGUGCUCUACAACACCAUGUGACCUCACUGUACUCGGCCCUAGGCCGAGGGUGUCUAUGAGUGUGUAUGUGUGCGAGAAUGUGUGUGUGUGGUGGCCUAGGCCCUACAUGUGCACUAUGGUCCAGACUGUCUCCCUUGGGCCCUUGUCUGUAGUGUGUGUGUGUGUGUGCGCUGACUAGCUGUGUUGGACCCUAUGUAAUCUGUUAGUGUGGACUUGUGGUCCGUGUAUAUUCAGGUGAAUGCUAAGUAUGUGGAGGUUUGUCUGUUACUGUAGGUGCGUCUCCCCCCUCCCCCCUCCCAUUUAUGGUUUCUAAAACAGUUGUAAUUUCUACAACUAAAAUGAGGGGGCUGUUUCUCAAAAAACAUGCACUUUACUCCUGUUUUAAUCUUUUUUUAAAGUUGUUUUUACCUGGGGAGUAUUUUUGCACUGAUUCUAUGGUAGCCUGUCUGUGUGUAUCUGUUGUAUGUGAAGAGAAGUGUAAGUCACGUCCUUUAUUCUUAUUUUAAACAAGACAAAGUUGAUAUUCUUUUUUUAUCCUGUUCUUAGCUGUGACUAUUAAAGAAACAAAAGUACAUACA
Molecule: messenger RNA, 21807 nt
Organism: Coregonus sp. 'balchen'
Lineage: Eukaryota; Metazoa; Chordata; Actinopteri; Salmoniformes; Salmonidae
Source: the annotation of a GenBank genome assembly